Suillus bovinus is the source of this 1944-nucleotide messenger RNA. Its product is annotated as major facilitator superfamily domain-containing protein. The transcript is spliced from 12 exons. Gene Ontology annotation, molecular function: transmembrane transporter activity. Bases 170 to 1729 code for a protein of 519 amino acids. NCBI's taxonomy places the organism in Eukaryota, Fungi, Basidiomycota, Agaricomycetes, Boletales, Suillaceae. Gene Ontology annotation, biological process: transmembrane transport. The record is from RefSeq and is a predicted model, not a curated record.
GCACACUAUUCACGUUGACUCAUUUCAGACUACAUCCCAACUUGAUGUUAUGCUGCGAAUGUUUCAGUCAGGCCGAGGAUCACGCUUGGAAGUUUCCGUUACCAAUGAGCUUUCAAGCUCUUUAAAUGGCACGUAAUCUACUUGGAUUCUCAUCUUUCUCGCUGCAAGCAUGGCCGAGCUCAUUUUUCCUAACAUACCCGAUUCAUCUAAUGUAUCAUUUCAAACCGCCUAUACUUAUCAACCCGAGGAGAACAGCAAGGAGGGUGGCUCUAGUACCACUCUCGACAACAAGUCCAACCUACAGACAUUUCUAGUCCUCUUCGAUGAGGACGACUCAGCCAAUCCAAAGAACUGGUCUGUUGCUAAAAAGUGGUACCUCACCAUCGCUGCCGCUCUCCUGGUCGUCAAUGCCACCUUCUCGAGUAGUGCUCCAUCUAGUCUAGCACCCACUUUCAUGGAGGAAUUUGGAAUAUCCCAGGAGGUCGCAACAUUGCCUGUUUCGCUUUUCGUGUGUGGUUACUGUGUUGGCCCUUUGGUUUGGGCACCGUUAUCGGAACAGUAUGGACGACGCCCAAUAUUUAUUAUAUCUUUCAUUGUAUAUUUGUGUUUCCAAAUUGGAUGUGCCUUGUCGCAGAACAUCGCAUCCAUUUUGAUUUUCCGUUUCCUUGGGGGUACAUUUGCAGCUGCUCCUCUAGCAAAUUCAGGCGCACUCAUUGCAGAUAUCUGGGACGCAAAACAACGCGGCACUGCCCUGGCGGUUUUCAGUGUGGCUCCGUUUGCUGGACCAGGUCUUGCACCAACAGUAGCGGGAUACCUUGUUGUGGCUGGUGUAUCAUGGCGCUGGCUUUUUUGGAUAUUGACUAUCCUUGCCGGCAUAUUCUGGUUGCAGAUUAUUUUCACGAUUCCCGAGACGUAUGGUCCAGUCCUUCUUGUCAAGAAAGCUAAAGAGCUCCGGAAGCGCACUGGAGACGAGAGAUUUUUUGCUGCCAUUGAAUUACAAAAAGUAACGUUCUCACAACGCAUCGAAAGCAUUCUUGGUCGGCCUUUCAAAAUUCUCUUCAAGGAGCCGAUGAUGAUUGCUAUAACUCUGUACAUGAGCUUUGUUUAUGGUUGCAUAUACCUGCUUUUCGAGGCCUAUCCUGUGGUUUUCACUCAGGGGCACAACUUGAAUGCAGGUGUUUCUGGACUCAUGUUCCUUCCGCUGCCCAUUGGCGCCGUUCUUGCGGGUCUAACGUACAUUUUCUUUUUUAACCCAAGUUACGAGCGCAAAGUUCAGGAAUGCGCACCGAACCCUGUGCCGCCAGAGUUCAGAUUGAGAGUGGCCAUGGUCUCGGCGCCAUUCUUUGUUGUAUCGUUCUUCUGGUUCGCAUGGACGUCAUUUCCUAGCAUUUCGAUAUGGGCCCCGAUGCUGUCGGGUGGAUUGCUCGGAUGGAGUAUUUGCUUGAUAUUUCUUGCCCUGAUUAACUACGCGGUCGAUGCGUAUUUGGCUGUCGCUGCCUCGGCGCUAGCUAUAACUACUGUCAUUCGCAGUCUGUUCGGCGCUGGAUUUCCUCUCUUCGCCACUCAGAUGUACGAUAAGCUUGGUCCCGAAUGGGCUUCGUCACUACUUGGUUUCAUCGCUCUGGCUAUGAUGCCAAUCCCCUUUGUCUUGUCAAGAUAUGGACAUGUAUUGAGAUUGAAGUCGAAUUAUGCACCUUCCGGACCCCUACCUUCAAGCUCCCAUGCAUAAAUUUUUUCAUGAUAUCGUAGACACCUAUAUUUAUUUAUUUAUGUAUGAAUAAUAGUUGGCCGUGGAUAGUGUAAUCGAAGGUGUCGAGAAUGUAUCUGCUAGCCACGUCGGACCUCUCUAGUCACGGUUUCCCAUAAAUGGACUAGUCAAUGUUUGCUGAGCUUCGGACUGGAAAAUCCAACUAUAGCCAGAGCAGAAAAGCUAUGCGACCUACA